AUGGCCGUAGCAUUCUCCAGCGAUGAUUCUAUGGGAAGCGAUGCAGUGACGCAGUGUACCUUCCCACCUGGAAAGGAGCCAAGUGCUCAUUUCAGUUACAACGUUGGUAAAGCCAACGUUGUUCCAGCUGCAGAUGCAGAUAGGAUCGCUGAAGAGCAACAUCUGAAGCUCAUUCACGCUCAUAAAGGAGACGAUGGAAUGUACUGCCAUUUCCGACAAAAAAGCGGCAAUGGAGAGAACAGAUUUGUUCCAUAUCUCAACGAUAAACAUUUCAUAUUCUUAGCUCGAGGAGUUGCAAAAGAUCACAGAGCCCUGGAUAUUCACGCUUUGGACACCAACUCACCAAACUUUCCUUAUAUUUCCGACAAAAAGGUUAAUGUGGCUGAAGUGAGAAAGAGAGAAACUCCGGCGCAAGGUGAGGGAAAAUCACCAUGCAUGUAA
This is a messenger RNA of Cylicostephanus goldi, 441 nucleotides long. The record is from the annotation of a GenBank genome assembly. NCBI's taxonomy places the organism in Eukaryota, Metazoa, Nematoda, Chromadorea, Rhabditida, Strongylidae.